CAGCCAUAUAAUGGUAUUAAAACUAUUGCAAUAAAGUGUAUUAAGGAAAAUCUCUGUUUAACCACAACCAAGUCCACAAAAACAUUCAUUUCAUAUGAAUAUCAUAUGAGUACUGAAAAUAAACCUGAGUGAGACAAACCAAAGUUCAAAGUUGACAGUCCAAUAGGAUAUUUUCAGUUUCUCAACAUUUCGAAUUAACAAGUACUUAAUUUAGAGAUAGGGAAUUAUGGCUUUAAAGGGCAUCCGUGUGCUCGAGAUGGCAGGAUUAGCCCCCGCACCAUUUUGUGGGAUGAUACUUUCAGAUUUUGGUGCUUCUGUUAUCAGAGUUGACAGAAACGGUGGCAACUCUCUGUUAUCGGCGGAUAAAAUGGCUCGCGGAAAACGCUCCAUCUCGGUUAAUUUAAAAGAUAAAAAAGGACAAAAAAUUGUCCAACGACUCGCAGCUACAGCAGAUGUUUUAAUAGAACCUUUCCGCCCAGGUGUGAUGGAGAAACUCAACUUGGGGCCAGAGAAGCUAAUGUCACAAAACCCUAGUUUGAUAUACGCCAGGCUUUCUGGUUAUGGUCAAACUGGACCAUUCAUCAAGAAAGCAGGUCAUGAUAUCAAUUAUGUAGCUAUGUCUGGAAUGCUAUCAAUGCUCGGAAGAAAGGACCAGAAUCCAACGCCCCCCAUAAAUCUGGUUGCAGAUUUUGCCGGAGGGGGUUUGACUUGCGCUUUUGGGAUUCUCAUUAGCUUAUUUGAGCGAACAAAAUCUGGUCAAGGACAGAUUGUAGACACGAGUAUGGUAGAAGGGUCUGCGUACGUCAGCUCUUUCAUUUUCAAAACUCAGGAGCUUCCCAUUUGGGGCAGACCUCGAGGACAAAACUGGUUGGACACUGGAGCUCACUUUUACGACACUUAUAAAACAAAAGAUGGGAAAUGGAUGGCUGUGGGGGCGCUUGAACCACAAUUUUAUCAUAAAUUUAUGGAAGGGCUUCUUGGCCAUUCCGAUAGUGAUAAAUUUAUCGACCAAUUUGCUGAUUUUGAAGAAGGAAAAGCACAAAUUAGUAAAAUAUUUUUGACAAAAACUCGUGCAGAAUGGGAGACAAUCUUUGAUGAGUUUGAUGCGUGUGUUACUCCUGUUCUUGAAAUGGAGGAGGCACCAUGUCACGCCCUAAAUAAGGAGCGAGAAGCUUUUGUUCAAAAUGAGGAAAAUGGACGAUGGGAACCCCAACCCGCUCCGAAGCUGUCCAGAACACCUGGAACUGUGUCAUGUUGCAAGGAUCCAGAAGUUGGAGAACAUAGCAUUGAAGUGCUCGAGGAAAUGGGGCUCAAGAUGGAGGAAAUACAAAAACUUAUUCAAAGUGGAUCUGUCGGAGUUUCUGCAAAUGCUGCAAAGCUUUAAGAAAAUAAUGACAUGUUAUAAAAUAUUUAGGUUACAUAUGAAACAUGCGACCCAAUUAUUUUUCGAACGGAAUUUCCCAACAACAAAUCAAUCAACCCACACGUGUAACAUUCCAGUAGAAACAAUAAGAGAUGAAUCAAAUGUCAAUUUGUUCAAAUUCAUAUUUAUGUUGCUGAACUCGCUAAGUGAAAAAUUUUGUCAAUAAAGCCAAGAAUGUAAUAUUA
Folsomia candida is the source of this 1608-nucleotide messenger RNA. RefSeq names its product alpha-methylacyl-CoA racemase (gene Amacr). Gene Ontology annotation, biological process: bile acid metabolic process. The transcript has 9 exons. The coding region runs from base 227 to 1384 and encodes 385 amino acids. NCBI's taxonomy places the organism in Eukaryota, Metazoa, Arthropoda, Collembola, Entomobryomorpha, Isotomidae. The record is from RefSeq and is a predicted model, not a curated record. Gene Ontology annotation, cellular component: mitochondrion. Gene Ontology annotation, molecular function: alpha-methylacyl-CoA racemase activity.